GGUCAAACUAAAAGUUAAACGAUAUAAACCAGCAGAGAGUUUGGCUCAGAGUCAGAGCUGACGGUUUCUGCCUGAGACAAGCAGCGGGUCGGUGUGUGUGUGUGUGUGUGUGUGUGUGUGUGUGUGUGUGUGUGUUUUAUCAGCGGAGAUUACAGCCGGUUUACAGCCGGCAGAGAGCUGCUGUCAGCGGGAUCACAGCUGAACUGUGACCCCGGACCUCUGGACUCUGCAGCGGACACAAACUCCUGCAGGCUUCCAGCUGAGUGUGUGUGAGCUGUGUGUGUGUGUGUGCGUGCGUCCAGAGAUGAAGAGGAGACUCCUGCUGGUGUCCAACUCCACCCUGCACGGCAGCGGAUACCUGGACCACUGUCAGAGCAACAUUUCACAGUUCUUUGGAAAAAAUGUGAAGAGGGUUCUGUUUGUCCCGUACGCUCUUCAUGACAGAGACGCCUACACUAAAACUGCCAGGGACAAGUUCAAGACUCUGGGUUAUGAAGUGCACAGCAUCCAUGAGGCCUCGGACCCCGUUGAUGCCGUCCGGAAGGCUGAGGGCAUUUUCAUAGGAGGAGGAAACACUUUCCGGCUGCUGAAGAGUCUCUAUGACAACAAGGUGGUGACGGAGAUCAGGAAGAGAGUGCUGGAGGACGGUGUCCCCUACAUGGGCUCCAGUGCUGGCACCAACGUGGCCACCAUCAGCAUCAACACCACCAAUGACAUGCCCAUCGUCUACCCUCCAUCCUUCUCCGCCAUCGGCCUUGUCCCCUUCAACAUCAACCCGCACUACUUGGACACCGACCCCAACAGCCGCCACAUGGGGGAGACCAGAGAGCAGAGGAUCACCCAGUACCAUGAAGAACUUGAUACUCCAUGUGUCCUGGGUCUGAGGGAGGGAUCCAUGCUGCUGGUGGAGGGGAACAAAGCCACGCUACUGGGAACCACCAAGGCCACACUCUUCACCAGGGGGAAGCCCUCAGUGGAGUACGACCCAGGUAGUGACCUCAGCUUCCUGCUGACUCAGUGAUCAAUCAGAGGGAAACAGGAAAUGACAGUCUCACCGAGUCAUGAUGUUCUUCUGGACGUCAGAACUCAGAUUAUCGUUCUGCCUAAAACAGAAUAAAUAUUUUACAGAAACA
Messenger RNA from Epinephelus lanceolatus (giant grouper), 1133 nucleotides. Its product is annotated as alpha-aspartyl dipeptidase. The record is from RefSeq and is a predicted model, not a curated record. Gene Ontology annotation, molecular function: serine-type peptidase activity. Gene Ontology annotation, biological process: proteolysis. Lineage: Eukaryota; Metazoa; Chordata; Actinopteri; Perciformes; Serranidae.